GAGCGGCGCCGUAGAGGUUCCCACUUUUCCGGCCCAGCUUUUCCUCUAGAAGUGUUCUACUAACUCUAUGGCAACAGGGCGGCGCCCUAGAGGUUCCCACUUUUCCGGCCCAGCUUUUCCUCUAGAGUUGUUCUACUAACUCUAUGGUUGGACCAGUGCCCACUCCCCCAAUCUAGUAAAGGGCCCCGACUCUGGCGGAGGUACGCGGCUGUGAUUGUGUCAGAAGAAUGAGCCAUAAUUCUUGAAGCAUUAUCGGAUAACUUGCGCUGUCCUUCGUGUUGACGUGUUCAUUAAAACAAGUUACUCGCCGUGCCAACGGGUUGUGGUGCAAAUAGUUGUAAAUCACAUGACUGACCAACUGCUUUCCGGACGGUUUUUGUGUACAAACCAUCCAGCGUGAGGCAUACCCCAAGGCUGGAGUCGACAGCCAAUGACCUGCUAUACAACGUUGGACCUCUGCGUUGUAGCUUGAAGUUAACUUGCACUGUGCGUGUUUGCGUUUGCAGCGUGUUGUCAUGAGUAAGCAGCUGUGAGUUGCAGAUACUGUGAUGGAUACCAGCUUACUAGGUUUCGAUUCCUUAGACACAUUUUCCAGCCACUACACCAGCAAUGGCUUCAGAGGAGCAGCUUCAGAGGCCUCUCAGACUUGCUCAAAAAAAUACAGUGAAGAGUGGUUCUCACUCUUUGAACAAGGAGAUAUCGCAAGAAGGCUGAAGGAAAAAGCACUACGUCUGGAGCUUGCAGAUUGUAGGUUCAGAAGCAUAUGUUGGAAGAUAUUCUUGGAAUGCCUGCCAGACUCCAGAAAUGAUUGGAUCAUUGCAACCAGAGCAAUGAGGCACAAGUAUGAAUCACUGUUGGCUAAGACAUGUCAUAAUCCAAGAAUGGAACUGGAAGACCUUGACUUGGCUUACAACAAUCCCCUAUCACAAGAUGAGAAAAGCCCAUGGAACCAAUACUUUGAGGACAGCGAAUUGCGAAUAAUGAUCAAGCAGGAUGUGAUAAGAACAUUUCCAGAAAUAGAAUUUUUCCAGACAUCGGAUGUCCAGGCAAUGAUGGUGAACGUUCUCUUCCACUAUGCAAGGCAGCAUCCACAGAUUUCAUACCGUCAGGGUAUGCAUGAGCUUCUUGCUCCAAUCAUCUUUGUACUGCACAAUGAUCAGCAGGCAUUUCUGCAUGCCCUGGAGCUGGACUAUAUCAGGGAGUUCCAAGAUGCACUGAGGGAUGACAUCAGGGAGCUUCUCAAUCCGGACUACACUGAGCAUGACGCCUUCUUUUUGUUUAAUCAAGUGAUGGAUGCAGUCGAAUCUUGGUACUCAUGGAAUGAGAAUUAUGUAAAGAUUGACCAGUUCAGCUUCAUGCCGUUCGCCAAGACCAGCACACUUGGUUUGCACAAUGGCCUGGGAGUGAAGCUCUGCAGGAUCAACCAGUCCAUGCUGAAGGCACAUGACUUUGCCAUCUACACACACCUGGAGAACAUGGAGAUCCCACUCCAUGUGUUUGGAAUACGUUGGCUUCGUUUGCUUUUCGGACGUGAAUUCAUCCUACCUGAACUGCUCAUACUAUGGGAUGCCAUCUUUGCUGACAGCUUGGCCUUCAACCUGGUUGAUUGCAUAUUUGUGGCCAUGCUUAUUUGUAUUAGAAAGCCAUUGCUGAACUCGGACUAUGCGAAGUGCCUGAGCUUCUUGAUGAAGUAUCCGGCAGGUCGAAAUGUCACCUACAUUCUUCAGUUGGCCCUGCACUUAAAGGACGCCAAGAAAUAUUUGAAGCCAGGUGAACAAGAAUUUGAGGUUUACAGUCCCAGCUUGGUCACAAAAAUAUCUGGGAAAAGCCUGCUGGCAGUUGAUGCCCCAAGGUCUAUUGGCAGGCCUGUAGGUCGGCCCAAUACCUUGGGGAUUCAGGCAUCGAGCUCAAGAGCCAGCAGUGAACCAACGACCUUGGAGUCCGGCUCUGAAGUUUCUGAUGAAGAGAGUGCGGCUUCAAGAGGCAAGGGGCGUGUGGCACCACUGCGAUCCCAGCCUAAGCACAACCAGGUGUGGUCAUUCCGGGGCAUCAAGAAGAACCCCAUCACCCAGAGCCUAAGCCUGUUAGCCAGCAGUGGCAGCGAGGGUGACCAGCAUGAAAAGGAGAUGGUCCAGCUGAAUUCCACUGUUGGCAUGCGCCAUGGCAGCAUAGAAGGGAGUGAGGUGCCACCGUGGCAGAGGCACAACUCUGUAGCAGAUACUCAAAAAACGCCAACUUUGGAAAUCCAGCAAUUGCGCAAGCAGGUUUUCGACAUGCAGCAGGUGAUGGAUUCAUGCUGUCGCCAGAUGAGUGAUCACCUGGCGCUGCUUCAGGAGUCGAUGCUGUCACAACAACUGCAAAGAGAAGAUGAAGUCAUGCUGGCCAUCGCUCGUCUAAAAAGGGUGCGGGACACUCUCAAAGGUGCAGUCGAGUGCAUCGAUGUAGGAAAGGAGGACGAUGAUGCUCAGGGGGAAUAUGUGACUGAAGGUUGGACUUUGUUGUCAAGUGACGAACAGCUAGAACAGCAGCAGCAGCCCAGCCUACUGGACACUGAUGGAGACUCACUCAUCUCUUGGGACAGCCAGGAGAAAGCAAAGGAAAGUGACAGCCAUCAUGCCCUGGAGGCCAAAAGGAAGCUCUUCAAGGCCCUUGUGCACAAUCAGAAGCCUGCAACUGCACUCGGGGAUGGGAUGGCAGCCUCAUCACUGAGCUGAUUUUGUUUUGAGUGGUCUGUGCCAGACAAUGUACCAUUGUGGACUUGUACAUGACGUCGAAUGAAGACAGAAAGUAGCAUAGAGCUUGCAACUGUGAUGA
Molecule: messenger RNA, 2814 nt
Organism: Dermacentor albipictus
Lineage: Eukaryota; Metazoa; Arthropoda; Arachnida; Ixodida; Ixodidae
Product: TBC1 domain family member 5-like
Biological process (GO): activation of GTPase activity
Molecular function (GO): GTPase activator activity
Source: RefSeq, a predicted model, not a curated record